Molecule: messenger RNA, 1887 nt
Organism: Caenorhabditis elegans
Lineage: Eukaryota; Metazoa; Nematoda; Chromadorea; Rhabditida; Rhabditidae
Gene: Y54E5A.2
Product: Recep_L_domain domain-containing protein
Exons: 13
Coding region: 17-1795 (592 amino acids)
Source: RefSeq, marked reviewed
UUUCUCCAAACCAACCAUGGUUUUGUUGUUCAAUUUUCUGAAACUUAUGCUUUUUUCGACAGUGCAUGGAAUUGUUAUCGAGUUUGAAAGACGAGCGGAACUCUACUCCCUGUACUCCUCAAUUCCAUUAUCAAAAGACACGUGGAGAUUUGAGAAUUACCUGAACGUUCACAAGUACAACAAUAUACUAUUCGACGGAAAAAUCUUGGAAUUCGACUCACUGGGAUGGUUAAAUGGGAAUCAGACGAUUUAUCACAAAUUACCAUAUUUUAUAUCGAAUCCGGCGUUUCGAAUUCCUCAUAUAUCAAAGGAAUUGUGUGAUUCUAACGGGUUCUUUAAUAUUGGAUUUCGCAUUUUUCAGAAAACUCGCGAAGCGGGCCUCCCGUACCAACCGCAAUGUGCCACGUGUCAUCCGAUAAUUGAAGGUCUCCAUCAAAUGUACUACGUAUUCCCGGAACGUGAUUUCACUCAGAUUUUCACGAAAUUGACGAUCGGCUCUCGAAAAAUCAAUAAUUUAUUGCACUAUUGUAGUCGGGAGGAUUGUGAACAGGAGCCACGUGUCUCGAAUUUUCAGGAUUACUUGAGAAUUAAUAACCUGCAUUUUGGAAAGGUGACAAGAUGGAGUGGAGAGCAUGGAGCCACUGAAACCGACAGAGAAGCUAUAGGGCUCCCCAAUGGAGAGCUGGCGAUUCAUUCUCGAAAAAUUGAAGGAUUUACUACAAUGUGUGGAAUUGAGUUGAAUGGUAAAAUUGUGAGCAGCUAUAACUUUGUGAAUGAGGAUAUUAUUGGGGACGGAGAGCAGAAUGAUAAAAUCUUCACCUACGAAAACUACGAGUCUCUGGAAAUUUCAAUAAACUCUGUGAACGACACUAAGAACAAUAUUCAAUUGUUCAUCUCCUGGGAUGAUUGGGGUUGCUGUUCGGCGUGCUGCUGUCCCACCUCAAUCUGUGGACAUGAUUAUGAGACUGCUAGUGAUUGGAAGUGGAAAAUGGAAAAGGAAGCGCAGCCCAACCAACCCAGCGAGUCACUGAACCAACUUCACAGACUGCUCUCAAUCCCUCCGUAUGCUCAUCAGGGAAUUCCAUUGUUCUCGUCAUUGUUGAAAAGAAUUGUGCUUGAGGAUAUUUUAAGAGAUAUCCGAAGUGAUUUGGUGCCAAAGUUCAUUGUAGCUAACAAGGCUGCUGGGCACAAAUUCACGUCUGGAAUGUUCAUCGAAUUAGAGUCCUGCAAGUCGAAUAUUCAAAAGACGAAUUGCUACGAGUGGGCCAAGUGCCACAAUAUUUCGAUGGAAGACGUCCACGUGGAAUCCGAGGAGCAAGUUUCCGAUUCGUGUCAGCAAGUGCAAUUUAUCGAUGUGCUCGUUGGAAUGGAUAAUAUGAAAGUGACCGUCGGAGCCCACCAACAUCUCCGUAUCCGAAUGGAUUCAGAAGUUCACGAUAUGCGAACCACGUCCGCCAAAUGGAGAAUUGAUCUUCGAAAACCCAAAAAAUACGAUAAGAACCGCCCGUGUCUGCUGCAGGGAACCGUGCAACGUGGCGGCGAGCUACUCAUUCUUGACUUUUCCACGUGGCACAUGAAAAUUGAUUUGAUUUUGGCGAAGGAACGGAAGAAGGUUCGAAUCACUUUUCAUAAUUUAAAAGUUGACGAGAAGGUUUCUGCAAUACAAAAUACUGUAUUCUAUUGGGCGCUGGCAAUUGCUGCAUUCUUCCUGCUUCUCGUCACUGCCGUCAUUUUAAUGCACAGAGAGAAGACACGGCGUUUGGAGAAAACUCUUAAAUCAGUUAAUUCACACUAGUACAUUGUCGAGAGAACUCGGAUUUUAUAAAUAAAUGAUGAAUUUAUGGUGUUUCAAAAUUUUUGAUUUUUACUAUAAAUGACUCAUUUUUG